AUGCAGAAGCUGUACCCGGAAGGCUCGAUCAACACGAGCAGUAGUAUGGCAGUCGGUGGCGCUGGUGGUGGCACCGGCAACAUGAGUCCAAUGGCGGCCACGUACAGUACGAUGAACAGCAUGGGCAUGGGCAUGACGUCGGUAUCCCCACAGGGUGGUGGAUUUGGCGCCACAGUACUCGGUAGCCCGGGCAUGGGUGGUAUGGGUGCGGCGAUGAACAGCAUGCCGGGAAAUUGUCUAACCUCGACACCGAUCGGAUACAGCUCGAUGGGAUCGCCGAUCAGCAACAUGGGCUCGUGCAUGGGUGGCAAUGGGAUGAGCACGAUGGCGGCCAUGUCUGGGUACACGAGUGUGGCCGGAAGCCGGGAAGUCCUGGGUGAUCCGAGCUCACCGAACUCGGUGGCAUUGCAGCGGGCUCGCACGGAAAAGCCGGCCGCAACGUACCGACGGAAUUAUACGCACGCGAAACCACCGUACUCGUACAUCUCGCUCAUCACGAUGGCGAUCCAGAACAACCCGCACAAGAUGCUCACGCUUGCCGAGAUCUACCAGUUCAUUAUGGAUCUGUUUCCGUUCUAUCGGCAGAACCAGCAGCGGUGGCAAAACUCGAUCCGGCACUCGCUCAGCUUCAACGAUUGCUUCGUGAAGGUUCCGCGCACGCCCGACAAACCGGGCAAGGGUUCGUUCUGGACGCUGCAUCCCGACUCGGGCAACAUGUUCGAGAACGGGUGCUACCUGCGCCGGCAGAAGCGCUUCAAGGACGAAAAGAAGGAGGUGAUCCGGUCCCUGCACAAGAGUCCUGCCCACGGUGGUAGCAGUCUCGAUGCGGUUGGCAGCCCGGAUAAGAAGGACCCCAGCGAGGACCAUCAUGGGCAUCAUCACCAUCACAGCCACAGCCACAGUCACCAUCACACGCAUCACAGCCAUCGGACGGAGCACGCGAAGCUCGGUGUCGGUGUGGGUGUUGGUGUGGGUGUCGGUGACACCCACGGUAUGCUGAACAGUGCGGUGCACGGUAAGGAUGCGGAUGCACUGGCGAUGUUGCACGCGACGGCGGAUCUUUGCCUGGCGCAGCAAACGCACGCGCAGCAUGGUGGUGGAGCGCAUCAUGCGACGCACCAUCACCAUCACCAUCCGGCACACCAGCAGCUGCAGCAGGAGGAACUGACGGCGAUGGUGAAUCGGUGCCAUCCGUCGCUGCUCGGCGAGUACCAUUCGAUGCACCUGAAGCAGGAACCGGCCGGCUAUACGCCCUCUAGUCACCCGUUUUCGAUCACGCGGCUGUUGCCGACCGAAUCGAAGGCCGACAUCAAGAUGUACGAGAUGAGCCAGUACGCCGGGUACAAUGGGUUGAGCCCGCUGCCCAACUCACACGCGGCCGCGGCCGCCCUUGGGCAGGACUCGUACUACCAUCAGAGCCUCGGGUAUCACCAUGCGUCCGCCGGAACGACCAGCUUGUGA
Molecule: messenger RNA, 1461 nt
Organism: Anopheles nili
Lineage: Eukaryota; Metazoa; Arthropoda; Insecta; Diptera; Culicidae
Gene: fkh
Product: protein fork head
Exons: 1
Coding region: 1-1461 (486 amino acids)
Biological process (GO): cell differentiation; regulation of transcription by RNA polymerase II; anatomical structure morphogenesis
Molecular function (GO): RNA polymerase II cis-regulatory region sequence-specific DNA binding; DNA-binding transcription factor activity, RNA polymerase II-specific; transcription factor binding
Source: RefSeq, a predicted model, not a curated record